GUGCGUAAUAAUUGUCAGCUGUCUUGCAAAUUUAAAUGCUUUAUGUUUACUAACAAAUGUAUAAUUCAUAAUAAAUAAUAUUCAAUUAAAAACUUAUGUAAAUUCUUCCUUUCAUGUACACAAAUGUUCUUUAUUGAUCUCUACAAAUUAACUUUUAAACCUAGAUAAUUUAUUUUUUUAUUUAUUAUCAUAUUUUUUAUUUUGUGAAGGAGACUUAGACAAUGUCCAAUACAUGCGAAGCUUUAGAUAAUGCUAAUAUCAGUCCUGUGGGAACUAAAGUUAAACACACCAGUACACCUUUGAGAACUAGACGGAAAACCUCCAGGAGAGAUCAAGGAUUGGAUGUGCAUACAGUAGCAACUUCAACCCCUAAUCCCCAUCGCUCUCCUCGACUUCAACGUCUUCGGCAAGAUUCUCCAAGAUUGUUGAAUUCACCUUCUUCAUCGAUUCCCUGUUCGCAAGAUGGUCACCCUGAUGUUGUCUGGGACUUCACUUCCCCUAAACUAACUAAAGGAUCUAGGAAAAGAGAUUUAAAAAUUACUGUGCAGGAAUUAUUAGAGAAUUUAAAUCAAACUCAGGCUGUUGAGUGUGAUUCAAAAUCAAGCAGUUACACCAAACUUCUUGAAAAUUGGAUGUCUAAACAACCUGCAGAACAGACUAUAAAAGAAAUAAAAAACCAGAAGAACGAUGUAAAAAAGCGUUCUAAACGUGGAGUUGAGAAGUUUAAGAAAUUUAUAGAAUCUAUACAAAAUUCGAAGAGCGACAAUUCACCAUCACAUUCAAAGUCUCCUCUAGAAAAAAACAAAAAUGGUGAUGUUUCUUUGCUGGAGCAAAAUACAAGUUUUAAAAAUUCCUUUCUUGAGGGUGGUAAAUCUGACGAUUCAUCUGAAGAGUUGUGGGGCGAUGCUGACAAUAGUUUUAUAGUUAAAGCCACUCAAGAACUUGAUAAAGUCAAUGCUAUUCCCACUACAACUCGAACAGGGGAUGUACUAUCUACCAUUCCUGAAACCGUACCUAAUCCAUCUAUUUCAAAAAAUAAUUCUCAAACUUCAGAAAUAGAAUUGAGGAAACAUUCUUGUGAAGAGCAUGCUGACAUCCUCUUACAUCUGAGCAAUAUCGAUUGGGACGGUGACAAUGAAUGGGACAAUGGAUUUCUUCUAGAAGAUGAUGAUCUAAGUUUAGUGCCAGAUAAUGUCUUGAGCGGAGAGACCAACACCAAGGAGGUAGAAUUUAACCACAAUAUCAAUGGUAAUGGACAUUCAGUGGUAAAUACGAAAGUCGCAGCAUCAGAUGAAAUCAGAAACAUCCGUGUUGUAAAAACUAAGACUGAAAGAAAUUCAUUUUUGGAAGAAAUUGAAUUUGCUGCAAAUUGUCCAAAUAACGAAUUAUAUAAUAGUUUUGAAGAUAAUAAUUUUGAGGAAGAAUCCCUACUUUGCCAACCUGAGGUUUUAUCUAGAUUAGACGAAGUAGAAAGUAUGCUAUCACAACCAAAGUGUACACCAGAGGAAAUAAAAAAGAAAAAAGCUGAAGCCCUCAAUAGGCGUAAAAAGACUCAACUUAAAAGGAAAAAUUAGUUUAUAAAUAUUAUAAAAUGUACAUAGUUUUGAGUUAUAGUUUUAUAAGAAAUUUUGUAUUUACUUUUUUCAAAAAAUAAAUAUUUCUAUUUAUUAAAA
This is a messenger RNA of Parasteatoda tepidariorum (common house spider), 1673 nucleotides long. The record is from RefSeq and is a predicted model, not a curated record. NCBI's taxonomy places the organism in Eukaryota, Metazoa, Arthropoda, Arachnida, Araneae, Theridiidae.